AUGCACAGGAUCCAGCACAUGCACAACAGCGGGAACAUAUGGUACACCCAGCAGAAUCCGCCCAGAGCCAGGUUGUACAGCUGGAGCCGUCACCCGCGCCCGGCUCUGGGCCCCCAGCAGCGGCCCGGCUCGGCCCCGCUCUACGGGCGCCUCUGCUACGGCGUCCACACGCUUCCCGUUCCCAGAGACUACCCGCUCGGGCCGCUGGAGGAGGGCCUCCAGCUGGGCCAGCCUCGGCGGCUUCCAAGUGGAGCAUAUGCUGGCAAAGAGCGCGGCCGCAAAGGGGAACGAGAGUGGCGGGGCAAAUGCGGCUGGCGCCAAAGGAAGGAGGAACAGGCCAAGCCGAACCCGACGGGCCCGGAGUCGACAGCCGCCAACGUCCCGGCAGACCUGACCUACGAGUCGUCGUGCCAGAGCCACACCAGCUUCUCAUCGAACCAGCAGGAUGGCCGACCGGGGUCGUCCCAGACCCAGGUCAGCACCGGCGCCACCAGCACCACGGCGGACGACAUCGACACCGACUCCUCCAUCCCCUCCAUGUCGGAGCAGAACUACUCCACUAGUAGCCAGAUGAGCAGCGUGAACUCCCCCGCCUAUGUCAAGGCAGACUCCUACAGCAUAGUGGGCUCGCUGAACCCGGGCGGGAUGGGGGUGUGCAUCAAUGGGACCGGCGCCGGCGGCGGGUUGCAGCUGCUCAACAUGGCAACGCUGAAGGCCAGAGACGCGCCCCUGCAGACUUUCGGCGACGGAAAAGCCCCAGCGUCCGAAGCCCCGAACCCUCAGCCGCUCCGGAUGGAAGAACUCCUCAACAUCCGCUUGGACCGGGUCACCUCGGACCUGUCGCAGCCGCCCUACGACUCGCUGCAGACUUACGAGUUCGAGGGCCGCGACUCCAGGGCCGAGUCGCUGAGCUCGCUGGAGAGCGACGGCGACAAGGAGGGCGAGCGGGCAGCGGGGGAGGCCUGGACGAGCUCAACCAGAAGUUCCAGAGGCUGGUGGAAAUCAUCCGCGAGAGGCAGAAGGAGAAGAAGAAGACGACGACACAGAGCGGCGAGGCGGCGGAGACCACAGAGACUCAGAGACAGGGCGAGGACACAGAGAAACAGCUGCAGAGAUGGGAUUUCUAGAUCCCCUGUAAGAGACGAGCGUGAGCGAAGAGGAAAAUCUUUGAUAAUGACGGAGUUUAAACACACACAAACACGGGGGGAAAAAACAUUCCUCUGACACAAAUGAGCUUUCCAUUUUCUCCCUGACGUCAAGAAUCAAGGCAAACCGGGAGUGCAGAUCUGUGAUCAGUGUGUAGCUUUCACUUUCACCGGGUUUAGAAACGGGAACCCGUCACUUUUCACACCAAACAUUAAUAAUGCAAACAGGGCUUUAAAAGUUAGAGAUAUAAAUAAUGUUUGUUUUUUUUAUAUAUAUAUAUAAGCACUCCAAAAAUUGUUGGAGAAUAUGUUCUAUCAAAGAGUGAAUAGUUAUUUAAGUCAGUAUGUGACGUUUUUUGGCUCCAAAACUGGAGACGCCACAUGACUAAAAUGACCAAAAAUAUUUAUAUCCCUUAAAUCUUUUCACCUUACAGCAGGGCUGGAUAAUAAAUCCAUAACAAAAUCACGGUAGACACAUGAUCAAUAUCAAUCGAUAAAACAUCUGAUAGAAUAUUCAAUAUAUAGAAUAUUCACUGAAGCAGAGGAAAGGUUUCGUCCAUCGUCAUAUCGUCCAGCUCGAUCAGCAACAAACUUCGGUGUGUUUCACUGAGAUUUUGCGUGAUAGGUAGACAGUAACAAUUUGUCCCAGAAGUCAUUGCG
Molecule: messenger RNA, 1805 nt
Organism: Poeciliopsis prolifica (blackstripe livebearer)
Lineage: Eukaryota; Metazoa; Chordata; Actinopteri; Cyprinodontiformes; Poeciliidae
Exons: 4
Coding region: 1-1224 (407 amino acids)
Biological process (GO): homophilic cell-cell adhesion
Molecular function (GO): calcium ion binding
Source: RefSeq, a predicted model, not a curated record